This is a messenger RNA of Exaiptasia diaphana, 3101 nucleotides long. Its product is annotated as lactadherin. The transcript has 3 exons. The coding region runs from base 28 to 912 and encodes 294 amino acids. The record is from RefSeq and is a predicted model, not a curated record. Lineage: Eukaryota; Metazoa; Cnidaria; Anthozoa; Actiniaria; Aiptasiidae.
UUUUUGCUUAGGCUAUUAAUUUUUGCCAUGUUUCUCUUGAAUGGAGCACAACUUAGCUCUUGUCAUUCGGCUUACCCUCCAAACUACGACAGGGAAAAGGGUAUUUUGUUCGACUUUUUUCCUGCUCAAAAGCGUACACUUCCAAAGCGAACAAUGAARAAGACCAAGUAUGUCAAAGAUAAUAUGGACUGCGUGUUCGAAUGCAUGGGUGUCCAUUGGUGCCGUUCGAUCAAUUUUAAAAUCGCCUCUCGUGCGAACGGUCUCCACGCCUGUCAACUGCUUUCAUCUGAACAGUUCUCUGGGAAAAAGUACAUGGGACCUAACGAGGCAUACAAUCAUUAUAGUGUGAAGAAUCCAUGCCAAGAAACUCCAUGUCGUAAUGGUGGCAAGUGCUUCUUCCAGGAAAACAGGCAGCAUUAUGACUGUCAAUGCAAUGAGGGAUUUGAUGGAGAACACUGCGAGAAAGGAAGAUGCAAUGACGCACUUGGCAUGGAAAGCAACGCAAUCCCUGAUUCAAAAAUAACCGCUUCGUCGUAUUCAGCAAGCUAUCUCCCAUCUUAUGCCAGACUGAAUGCAGCCCUUGGUAAUGGUGGAUGGACAGCUAAUCCUAAUACACUAGGAGAUUGGAUACAAGUUGACCUGAGCAAAGUAACCAGAAUUACAGCUAUUGCGACACAAGGCCGUCAAGGUUCCUCCUACUGGGUUAAAACGUACAGUUUGCAGUACAGCGACGAUGGAACUAACUUCAAAGACUAUGAAGGGGGAAAGACUUUACCUGGAAAUUCUGAAGGAUCAACAGUUGUCAAAACCAACCUUGAUCCUGCUAUAGCUGCCAGGUAUAUCAGACUUCUACCAAAGACAUACCAUAACCACAUGAUACUUAGAAUGGAACUUUAUGGAUGCCAAAUAUAAAAUCUUAGUAUUUUGAACAGUCCAUGCACUGGAAAAAAUCGCGCGCUUUUUAAACCUUUAAAAAGGUUGUACAUUUGAUGUAGAUAUAUGAUGUAAGUGUCCAAAAUUCUGUAAAUCAUUCACAUCACUGAAAUUGUUUUUGAAUUUUGGACACUUACAUCAUAUUCACAUCAAAUUUACAACCUAUAAAGCGCGCGAUUUGUUUUCAGUGCUAAUGCUUGCACUACUUCCUAUAUGCAAUCUGCUAGUCACAAUACACCAUUAAAUGUCUUUCUUGUCAAUGAAUAGGUUUACUCUUUUGAAGACAAGCUAUGUACUGCCAUGUAUACAUGUAAAUUGAACUGUUAGACAUGAUUGCAUAUGCAAUAAGUGCAAAUGAUUUGUUUACAAUAAGUUACGGGAUAUUAUAAGUGAAAACUAGUUGCAUGAUUUUUAUGAAAUUUACGCUAUAUUUUAUCGUUAGAGCAAUGGUCGGUAUUCUUUAAGAUAAUACUAUACCAAGUUCUUUUUUAUAUAUGUUAAAGCUAAUUAGUGUUACUAUAUAAUGUACCACUUUAUCAAUUACCACUUUAUUAUAUUCAUUUUGAAAUCCUAAUAAAAAGCCGAAAUUAACUGACUUAUGAAACCGGAACCGGAAAGUCUUUUACAUCUCAUGUAAUUUCACUUCGAGGAAAACUGCGAACUUGACAUGUUCAAGUUUUAUUUCAGUUUGAGUCCUCAUAAGAUUAAAUUAUGCAGGGCCUCUCUUUCGUCUGUUGUAAAGAUGAUCUAAGAAUUGUUUCAGGAUCUCUGAGAUGGAUAUUUUAACGUGUCUUUAUCGACAAAUUUAAGAAAGCUGUCAUCGGCGAGAAAGACAAACGAUGCCAUGUGAUUUUGAGAAUUUCCUCGCCCUCACAAUCCUUACGUUGUUGCCUUUCUCCUUCAAAGAGCGGUCAAAGACACUUUGUAUGUGGUUGGAUUGGUAAUUGUCAACUUUUUGAGUUCUUACUCUAGCAUAGAACUGACAGAAAAUGUUGUCAAAGUUGUACGUGCUUGAAAAAAAUCAAGAUGGCGGCUCGUGACGAGGACAUUCAUCCACUUUUGUUGCUGGCUUUGUUCUUAUUAGUGACAUAAAGCCUAGGGAUGUCUGCAUAAUUUAUAAGCACUGGAAAUCUUCAUUCAUAGAUGGAAUCGAAUUGUUUGUUGCAGUUGCAAAUUCUGCAACAAGAAUGCAUCCCUUGCAUUGGAUUUGGUGGACAUUUUAGACAUUUUUGGACUCAAAAUAACACUUUAGUCAGAUAUUGAAAGUAUCAAAUGAUGAAAAAUCGCACUGAGGUAGUACAUUGUCAUCUAAAAACUGUAUGUAAGAACUGAAAUAAUCCAAUUUGCUUCUAUUUUGCAUUAAAAAUUUGCURCAAAAUUUARAACAAAUGUACAUUGUGUGUCCUUGAUUGGUUGACUACAAACAAUCCUGUAAUCUGAUUGGUUACUUUCCAUUAGUUUUCCAUUGUGAUUGGAUGACAAAAUGAUGGAUUGCAGACUCAAAAUAGUGCGAUUCGGACUCAAAAUAGUCGUGCUAGAAUCAAUCUACUGAGAGCCAAUCAGAUUGCAGGAUUUGCUAGUAAUUUCAAAAUGAAUAUAAUAAAGCUUGAAAUGUAAAGUGCACACUUAAAGAGCCGUUGUGAUAUACCACGUUAAAACGUGCCUAUGACGCCCGACAAAAUUAUGUUUCUCUGUUAGCUGAUUCUAUAUAAAAUAAAGAAUUAAAUGGUGAAGUAUUUCUGCAUUUCACUGCUAUGCUGCGUCUUUUUAGUUAUGAAGGUUCAAUCUUACAAUAUGUUAAUGAAAAUGACGUCAAAGAAGACUUCAUUAGAUAUACGAACUUUGAAACAGUCGCUCAAAAAUAAACCAAUCAGAUAGCAUCGCAACUUCAUAGUUAUAUGAUCGUAAAAUAGCUGCGGGGAUCUCAUAUUUUGUAAACAUUUGCAUUGCCAUAAUCAUCAAUAAGGUAGUUAUAUGGGAGAUUAUCAUGGGAGCUUUUAUUUGACGCUUUUCAGUUUCAAUUAGCUCGUUUCUCAGUUGUCAGCCACAAAUUCUAUCAGUACGUUUUCUACAAGAAAAGUACCUCAUUGCUAUGCUAUAAUUUCAGCUUCAGUAACGAGAAGGAAAGAUAAGUGCUCUUCCGUUAAUUUAUUGAAUUGAUUUCUUUA